This is a messenger RNA of Ochotona curzoniae (black-lipped pika), 2760 nucleotides long. It is a transcript of the gene CCNI, whose product is annotated as cyclin I. Gene Ontology annotation, biological process: mitotic cell cycle phase transition; regulation of cyclin-dependent protein serine/threonine kinase activity. The transcript is spliced from 7 exons. Gene Ontology annotation, cellular component: cyclin-dependent protein kinase holoenzyme complex; cytoplasm; nucleus. The coding region runs from base 471 to 1718 and encodes 415 amino acids. Gene Ontology annotation, molecular function: cyclin-dependent protein serine/threonine kinase regulator activity. The record is from RefSeq and is a predicted model, not a curated record. NCBI's taxonomy places the organism in Eukaryota, Metazoa, Chordata, Mammalia, Lagomorpha, Ochotonidae.
CCUCCCUCCCCAGCCUUCCCCGCGAGCGGACGCGCUAGCGCCUCUGUCUCGCUUUUUCUUAUUUUUCCCCCCCUUUUCCCCGCUUUUUUUUUUCUCCCUUUUUCUCCCCUUCCCCCCUUUCACCAUUUCCCCUCGGAGGCGCUUCCCCCGGGCAGGGGCAGAGCCGGUCUCCCCCUCCGCCUCUCCCCGGCCCCCGCCGCCCUAUGGCGAGAGGGAGCCCCCUCCUCACCCGGGCACCAGCGGCGGCGGUUGGAGGAGCGGGACCGGCGGCGGCCUCGGGUCCAGAGUCAGCAUGGAACUAACUCGCUGAACGAGCCACCGGCCGCCGGCGUGCGUCCCGCUCCAGCGCCCGCUCCCCACUCCCCCGGCCCGGCUCCCCCUCUCCUCUCCUCCGCAGUCGGCCCGGUCCUGGCGUCGCGCGUCCCGAGCGUCGCGCGCUGAGGGAAAAUGAGGUGGUAACGGGCCCCCGGAUGACCCCGUGUCACCACUGUGAGGCCUACAGCUCCGCCGGGGAGGAGGAGGAGGAAGAGGAGGAAGCGGAGGAGAAGCUACAUCAAGCUGGGUGGCAGGCAGCUCCAAAGGAUAUCAUGAAGUUUCCAGGACCUUUGGAAAACCAGAGAUUGUCUUUCCUAUUGGAAAAGGCAAUCUCUAGGGAAGCCCAGAUGUGGAAGGUGAAUGUGCCGAAAUUACCUACAAAUCAGAAUGUUUCUCCAUCCCAGAGAGAUGAAGUAGUUCAGUGGCUGGCCAAACUCAAGUAUCAGUUCAAUCUUUACCCAGAAACAUUUGCGCUGGCCAGCAGUCUUUUGGACAGAUUUUUAGCUACUGUAAAGGCCCACCCGAAAUAUUUGAGUUGUAUUGCCAUCAGCUGUUUUUUCCUAGCUGCUAAAACUGUUGAAGAAGAUGAGAGAAUUCCAAUAUUGAAAGUAUUGGCAAGAGAUAGUUUCUGUGGAUGUUCCUCAUCUGAAAUUCUGAGAAUGGAGAGAAUUAUCCUGGAUAAGUUGAACUGGGAUCUUCACACAGCCACACCAUUGGAUUUUCUUCACAUUUUCCAUGCCAUUGCUGUGUCAACAAGGCCACAGUUACUGUUCAAUUUGCCCAAACUGAGCCCAUCUCAGCAUUUGACCAUCCUCACCAAGCAACUACUUCAUUGUAUGGCCUGCAGCCACCUUCUGCAGUUCAAAGGAUCCAUGCUGGCUCUGGCCAUGGUUAGUUUGGAAAUGGAGAAACUCAUUCCUGAUUGGCUUCCUCUUACAAUUGAACUGCUUCAGAAAGCACAGAUGGAGAGCUCCCAGCUGAUCCACUGUCGGGAGCUUGUGGCACAUCACCUUUCCACUCCGGAGUCUUCCCUGCCUCUAAAUUCCGUUUAUGUCUACCGUCCCCUCAAGCACACCCUGGUGACCUGUGACAAAGGAGUGUUCAGAUUACCUCCCUCCUGUGUCCCAGGCCCAGGUUUCUCCAAGGACAGCAAGCCCGAAGUGCCAGUCAGAGGUGCAGCAGCUCUCUACCAUCAUCUCCCAGCUGCCAGCGGGUGCAAGCAUACCUCUGCUAAACGUAAAGUAGAGGAAAUGGAAGUGGAUGACUUCUAUGAUGGAAUCAAGCGGCUCUAUAAUGAAGAUAAUGCGUCAGAAAAUGUGGGUUCUAUGUGUGGCACUGAUUUAUCAAGACAAGAGGGGCCUGCUUCCCCUUGUCCACCUUUGCGGCCUGUUUCUGUCAUGUAGUUUGAGCAGGUGUUACCUUCAGGUGCAAACUAAGGUAGACAACUCCAGGAAUGAGAACAAGGGAAAGGCAGCAAGCCUAUGGAUAUGUACCUUACCAGGCUGAUCUGAAGUGAGCCAGAAACAAACCCCAGCCCAUUGACCUGUGUGGCUAAUUUUAAUUGAACACUUCACAGAAAGAUCACUAUAUAGAGAUAGAUACGUAUGUCUAUCUGUAUCUACUUUAAAAUACCCAAAAUAUUUUUAAAAAGUAAAAAAAAAUCCUUGUAGUAUGUCAGUUCUAUUCUCUGCUAAAAUGUAAUGUAGUUUGCCCUGUGUCAAAUUUACUUUAAAAUUCUAGAAUUCAUAGCUUGCAAAUCCUGUCCCUGGCGUCCAAAUUUUCCUGCUGCUUUUGCCUGCGUCUCCAUGGAAUUCUCAUAAAUUUUAUGCAUGUUGAUCUAUACCCCAACAUCCACUGAAUAAGAAGCCCUCCCCUACAAAAUUUUUCAAGCAUACUUGACAUUUUCCUGAUUCAAAUUCUAAGUAGUUUGACAAGGAAAGUACCUUGGAUUGUCCCACAUGAGGCAGAGAUGGUAAUAGAACGUUUACAUGACUUUUGUUGUCGCAUUUCAAUUUGUCAUUUGAAAGCAAAAAUCACUUUUAUCUCUUGAAAUGAUGUAUAAUUAGGACAUCAUAGAUUUGCUGAAAGCAUUUUUGACAUUGUAUAUAAAAGAAUUUGUGAUAAAGUUAAUAUAUCAAGGUACUCACCAAAGAAAGAAUUAAGUUUUUGUAAUUGAUGAGUUUUCACUCAUUUAUGUUCAGUAAGAGACUUGAUUAUCUAGAUGUUGGGGCUGCUUUAACAUGUAACAACUAAAUUCAGUAUCCUAGCUUUAUGUUAAGUAUUGGGAUUUUCUGAUAAGUUACUUCUGCUGUCUCCCCAACCCAUCUUGGUUCCCCUUUAAUGACUCCUGGAUCCUGUGCUCCCUUUGCAGUCUGAAGAAGGCACUGCAGUCAGAACCAUGUCCUGAUGAGAAAAGCCUCUGGUAGCAAUAAAAGUUGUCCUUAA